CCCACAGUAUUUUACUCAGUGUUACCAGCAGAAGUGCGUAUGUUGCAUUCUCUCGACGAAAUGGAAAUGGGACGCACUUCCUCUGAAGGGGUUUCGCAACAUAUCCAGUAAGAGCUUUCCAUAUCAGGAAGUGUGAGUUCACUUUCCCACAGAAUAGCACGUAGCUGAGUUCAGUAGUUGUUUUCGAAGAAAGUGCGUGCAAUACAUCGUUUCAGGAUGGAGUUAAAGAGGCGAGUUGGCGACAGGGUGUGUUUGCUGCUUAUUCUAGGACACAUUGCGACUGCAGUAACACUCUCUGGUUCCAAUAAUACAGUAAGCCAAAAUCUUGAAUGUACCAACGACUUCGACAAGUUGAUGUUUUGCCAGUUUGAAGCGCAAAACUGCACUGAGUACCAUUUAACUGUCCUGGACACCGACAGCAUGGAGGUGAGGUGCACUUUCAAGCAGUGUGACAGUGGCCAGUGUUGUUGCUCUCUCCAAAUGUUAAUUAUUUAUGGCUGUUCUCAUAAUGCAACACUUUGGAAAGGAGGUGAAAGCAUGGGGUCCAAAAUCAUCAACAUCAUUGACAGCAUAAAGCCCAAAACCCCGACAAUCACGUCAGUGAAAGAAUCCUAUGGGAAUUUUCGAGUCAUGUGGAGGACAAACAUAGAAGGCUAUUUCAAUGAGAAAUUGACAGCCAAUGUGACUUAUCAUAAGAAAGGAGACACAGAAAUGGUAUCUGAAAAGGUCCCACGAACUACAGUUGAUGGUUUUAACUACCAUGAAAUACUUGGUCGACACUUGGAGCCAAGUACAACGUAUGUGGUUAGCGUGAAAAGCUUCACAAACUGGAGCAACCGCUUCAGUGACAGUAGUAAUGAGGUGGAAUUCACAACCCGUAAGUGUCGUCCUAAUUUGAUUAGGUGCGAUAUUCACAACCCGUAA
Messenger RNA from Morone saxatilis (striped sea-bass), 924 nucleotides. RefSeq lists its product as uncharacterized. The coding region runs from base 217 to 924 and encodes 235 amino acids. Gene Ontology annotation, biological process: cytokine-mediated signaling pathway; immunoglobulin mediated immune response. Gene Ontology annotation, molecular function: cytokine receptor activity; protein binding. The transcript is spliced from 6 exons. Gene Ontology annotation, cellular component: external side of plasma membrane. NCBI's taxonomy places the organism in Eukaryota, Metazoa, Chordata, Actinopteri, Moronidae. The record is from RefSeq and is a predicted model, not a curated record.